AACCUAAUCUCAACCUUAUAUGUUGUCAUGAGCAACUCAUGCUCUCAAACUCUCAAAACCUUUCAAAUACAAAACUCUUCCAAGCCAAGUACUUCUAGCUAGUUGUAAAAUCAACACAUAACAUUUCCUUACCUUACUUUACCUUUUCAUCUUUGAUACUAAAUUCUCAUAUUCAAAACAACAUUUCAUGCAUGGAGAAGAGAAACCUACUAAAAGAUGAAACUUUUCUCCAACACCCUUAUAUUCUUGCUCUUGUUCUAGUUUUGAGCUUUGUUGUUAUGGACCCAUUUCAAAUGGGCCCAGUAUCAGAACAUCAAUUCAGACCCGUGAAACAUGACAUCGCACCUUACCAAAAAGUCAUGAAGAGUUGGCCUAGAGACAACAUGAGUAGAUUGGGACUUCAUGGAAAAUUAGAAUUUGAAAAUCAAGUAUUUGGGCCGGAGUCACUUGAGUUUGAUAACAUGGGCCGUGGGCCUUACACUGGUUUAGCUGAUGGUCGCAUUGUUAGGUGGAUGGGGGAAGAGCUUGGUUGGGAAACAUUCGCAGUUGUCACAUCUAAUUGGACUGAAAAGCUUUGCAUGAGGGGAAAUGAUUCAACCACUUCGAAGCAAUGGAAGCAUGAGAAAACGUGUGGACGUCCACUUGGAUUAAGAUUUGACAAAGAGAAUGGAGAUCUAUACAUAGCAGAUGCAUAUUAUGGGCUUCUUAUGGUUGGACCAAAUGGGGGACUAGCUACAUCAUUGGCAACUCAUAUUGAAGGAAAACCUAUUCUCUUUGCAAAUGACCUUGACAUUCACAACAAUGGUUCCAUAUUCUUCACAGAUACUAGCAAAAGAUACAACCGAGUUGCACACUUUUUUAUAUUAUUGGAAGGAGAAGCAACAGGUAGGCUCCUUAGAUAUGAUCCUCCAACAAAAACAACUCAUGUUGUCUUGGAUGGUCUUGCUUUUCCCAAUGGUGUGCAGUUUUCUAAAGAUCAAUCAUUCCUCCUAUUUACUGAAACCACCAAUUGCAGGCUAAUGAAGCUUUGGAUAGAAGGUCCUAAAAGAGGAAGCGUGGAACAUGUAGCUGAUCUUCCAGGGUUUCCAGACAACGUAAGGAUAAACGAAAAAGGACAAUUUUGGGUGGCAAUAGAUUGUUGUCGGACUUCAGCUCAAGAGGUUUUGAGCAACAAUCCAUGGUUGAGGAGUAUAUAUUUCCGCUUGCCUAUAAAGAUGAGCUUGUUGGCUAGAGUUAUGGGGAUGAAAAUGUAUACUGUGAUUUCACGUUUGGAUGAUAAAGGAAAUGUUCUUGAAGUGCUUGAAGACAGAGAAGGUCAAGUCAUGAAGUUGGUGAGUGAAGUCAAAGAGGUCAAAGGGAAGCUUUGGAUUGGAACUGUAGCUCAUAACCAUAUCUCCACCUUAACUUACCCUUAACAACAUUCUAUUUGCCUUGUAUCAUGGAUUAUGAUUUUCCUCUUGCUAAAAUUAAAUUAAAUGGUAGAAUUGCUUAAUCUCU
Cicer arietinum (chickpea) is the source of this 1497-nucleotide messenger RNA. Its product is annotated as protein STRICTOSIDINE SYNTHASE-LIKE 13. Gene Ontology annotation, molecular function: hydrolase activity. Lineage: Eukaryota; Viridiplantae; Streptophyta; Magnoliopsida; Fabales; Fabaceae. The record is from RefSeq and is a predicted model, not a curated record. Gene Ontology annotation, cellular component: endomembrane system.